Messenger RNA from Phragmites australis (common reed), 1190 nucleotides. RefSeq lists its product as uncharacterized. Bases 301 to 849 code for a protein of 182 amino acids. The transcript has a single exon. Gene Ontology annotation, molecular function: acyltransferase activity, transferring groups other than amino-acyl groups. The record is from RefSeq and is a predicted model, not a curated record. NCBI's taxonomy places the organism in Eukaryota, Viridiplantae, Streptophyta, Magnoliopsida, Poales, Poaceae.
UCACCGUCCAGCUAGAGAAUCAUCGAAGAACAGAAGGAUAGGCAUCGUCUUCUACCUCCAGCUUUGCUCGUUCUCUGCGCUUUCCUCUUCAUUCCCCAGCCCCUGUGCUCUCCCCCAUCUAUUGCUCUAUCUCAGCUCUAGACUCCCUUUCCCUUCAAUUGUAUCCCCACUGAACUUGUAUAUCUUCUGUGAGCUUGCAAUAUACAACACAGUUGGAGUGGAUUUUGGGUGUUCAUGUGUUGAUUUGUGUGCUUGAACAACCGGGAUUGUGACACAUCAGCAAGUAUCCAAGGCUCAGAGAUGGAGCAAGAAGCGCCUUCCCAAGCGGAGUCCACGACCGAGGACACGGUGACGCUCCGGCCGUUCGACCUCGCCGACGUCGACCCGAUGACGGCGUGGGCGUCGGACCCCGUGGCCACGGCCUUCGUGACUUGGGACCCCUACACGUCCCGGGAAGCCCUGCUCGCGUUCCUGCGCGACACCGUGCUGCCGCACCCCUGGUUCCGCGCCGUCUGCCUCGGCGGCGGCGCUCCCGUCGGUGCGGUGUCCGUGACGCCGACGGACGACCGGUGCCGCGCCGAGCUCGGCAUCGUGCUGGCGCGCGCGCACUGGGGCAAGGGCGUGGCCACGGCAGCGCUGAAGCGCACGGUCGCCGCGGUGUUCGGCGACCUGGAGGGCGUGGAGCGCGUGGAGGCGCUCGUCGACGUCGACAACGCGGCGUCGCAGCGCGUGCUGGACAAGGCCGGGUUCCAGCGGGAGGCCGUGCUGCGGAGCUACUGCGUGGUCAAGGGCAGGCUAAGGGACAUGGUCAUCUACAGCUUCAUCUCCACUGACCCUGUCGUCGAGUGAUCAUCCAGAUUUUUGAAAGAUCUGCCUAUUUUAUAUUGAAUAAGAAGGAGAGGCUAAGACCGACCAAAGAUGCAUGUAUAGGUUAAUAAUAAUUGCAUGUAUCAGAUUUGAUAACAUGAAUGCAUAAUUCAAAGUUGCCAAGAACACAAAUCGCAUUGCUGAUUGCAAAGCUGCAAGAAAUUCAGCUUUCGAUUACAGAAUAGGUAACACAAAGGUUGGGGCCAAAAAUCAGUAGGCAAUGUAAAGAUGCAAAUAAGCACUGCGGAGCAGCUUCGCCUCAGGUUUGAUGUUGCUCAGGAAGUGAGACAGCUCACUGUGGAGGAGCCGCAGCUCAGAUGCCA